AUGGUAGAUGGCAAGUGGAAGAGGGAACGAUUUCGUGAGAAGUAUUGGUACCAGUGGGAUAGGUGCAAUGCAAUAGUACUGUCCUGGUUAAUGAAUUAUGUUGCUCAGAACUUGAUUAGUGGAAUUGCAUAUACUAUGAAUGCUCAAACAGUCUGGGAGGAGUUACGUGAGAGAUUUGAUAAAGUUGAUGGCUCUAGAUCCUUCAAUUUACAUACUGACAUUGCAACCCUAACUCAAGGUACUCUAUCCAUUUCUACUUAUUACUCAAAAUUAAAAGAUCUGUGGAAUGAAUUUGAGGCAUUAGUGCCACUACCUGGUUGUGACUGCCCUAAGUCUAAAGAUUUUGUGGUGUUUCUCCAAAGACUGAAGCUGUAUCAAUUUUCCAUGGGCUUAAAUGCCAACUAUCAAGCUAGAAGUCAGAUUUUACUCAUGUCCCCAUUACCUACUGUGAAUCAAGCAUAUGCUAUGCUUAUGAGUGAUGAAAACCAAAAGGCUAUUGUUGCUAACUCUGGUAUUCUGGGUGUUUCCCCUCCUAAUAUAAACUCAGGAAGAUAUGAUUCUACUGCUUUGUAUAGCUCUAAAACUAGAGGAAAUCAAAAGUUUAGGAAAAAUUAUAAUCUCUACUAUGAGGUAUGUAAGAUGAAAGGACAUACAAAGGAAAAUUAUUACAAAAUAGUAGGGUAUCCAUCAGACUUCAAAUACAAGAAGAAAUGGGGAGUUGGUGGCUCUAGUGCAUACAAUGCAAUAACUGAAACUAGUUCAAUCCAUGUACAUUCUCCAACUCAAAAAAUGUCAGCUCAGGUGAUUGGACAGUACAUGGAGACUCAGCCUGCUCAAAGAGAGGUUCAAGCCACUCAUCUAGGUGUUCAGAAUCAGAACCCUCAACUUGGUGCAUGUACAUUUACCAAGGAGCAGUAUGAUCAAAUUGUACAACUCUUGCACAAGGUUUCCCCUUCAACUGCUAGUGCCAAUACAACAGGUAAAAGUAGUAUUUUCUUGGUGUCUGAUAGUAAGCCAGAUUGGAUCAUUGAUACAGGAGCCACAAACCAUAUGGUAACUGAUAUUAACUUGAUCAAUAAGUAUUCAAUUAGUGAACCUAUUGUGCCUAAGAAAGUGUUUCUACCAAAUAGAGACAUUACUCAUGUAGCUUAUAUUGGAACUAGUUCUAUAUCCGCUAAUAACUGCCUCAUGAAUGAUUUCUCCAAUGGGAAGGUGAAGGCGAUUGGUAAGGAGGAUAAUGGGUUGUACCUAUUGCUCAAACAUAAUGCAAGAACCAUUAAGGCAUUUACACUAGCAGCUCAAGGAAGAGAAGCUGUAGAUAUAACUCUAUGGACUCUUGGAAUUGUGCAUCAGAGAACUUGUGCCUACACCCCUCAACAAAAUGGCGUAGCUGAGAGAAAGCAUAGAUAUAUUCUAGAGGUGACCAGAGCUAUUAGGUUCCAAGUACAUAUACCAAUCAAGUUUUGGAGGCAGUGUGUCCUUGCAGCUGUGUACCUCAUUAACAAAAUGCCUUCUCCCCUUAUGGAUGGAGUUUCUCCCUAUGAGAGGUUGUAUGCUAAGAAGCCUGAUCUUGGCCACUUAAGAGUAAUUGGCUUCUUAUGUUAUGCAAAACAGGUCCAUGAGGCAGACAAGCUUUUAUCCAGAGUUAACCCUACAGUACAUAUGGGAUAUUCUCCUACUCAAAAGGGCUAUAUCUUGUAUGACCUUACUUCUCAUUCUUUUAUUGUUAGCAAGGAUGUGGCAUUCAGAGAGGAAGUGUUCCCAUUUUCCAGCACCAAAUCUGUUCCACCACCUUUAUUUGUUGAUUCCCAUUCUAGUUCAUAUCACUCUGAACCUCCUGGGAUUGCUCACACCCUCAAUGAUCCUGCAGCUAUAGAGGUGGAGAAUGAAGAUCUCACACAGAGGGUCUGUCAGUCACCUGAUGUGGGAAAUCCUAUUAGAUCCAGAUGUGUUGACACCACCACCAGUUCACAGAGCACCUCUGUAUAUUUAGUUACACAAGACACUAAUCCUACACUGAGGAAGUCCACUAGAACUAAACAACCUCCCAUUUGGAUGAAAGACUUUGUUUCUCUCAACAAUCACAAAGAUGUUCCCUAUGCUAUCUCAAACUACUUGUCCUAUGACACACUAUCUCCUAAGUAUCAGACUUAUAUUGAAGCCACUUCAACUAUAGUUGAACCUUCUUCCUAUGAGGAAGCUAUUAAAGAUCCAAAAUGGGUAGAGGCAAUGAAGGCUGAAAUUACUGCUCUUGAAGACAAUCACACAUGA
Nicotiana tabacum (common tobacco) is the source of this 2271-nucleotide messenger RNA. The record is from RefSeq and is a predicted model, not a curated record. Lineage: Eukaryota; Viridiplantae; Streptophyta; Magnoliopsida; Solanales; Solanaceae.